AUGAGGAUCCGGCUACAUAUUCGCACUACAAUGGAACAAGAACAACUCCUGACUUACUCUUGGCUUCAACCGAAAUCAGUGAGUUUAUUCGAGGCAUUUCCUCUUGGCUUCAAGCGACAUCAGCGAGCAUACACGCCGCACGACGAUCCUGGUUCUGGUCACAAACCAGUCAUUGCUAGUGGAUCCUGGUUCUGGUCACUAACCAGUCAUUGCUAG
This is a messenger RNA of Rodentolepis nana, 216 nucleotides long. The record is from the annotation of a GenBank genome assembly. Lineage: Eukaryota; Metazoa; Platyhelminthes; Cestoda; Cyclophyllidea; Hymenolepididae.